Molecule: messenger RNA, 2268 nt
Organism: Micropterus salmoides (largemouth bass)
Lineage: Eukaryota; Metazoa; Chordata; Actinopteri; Centrarchiformes; Centrarchidae
Product: secretory phospholipase A2 receptor-like
Exons: 4
Coding region: 1083-2063 (326 amino acids)
Source: RefSeq, a predicted model, not a curated record
AUUUAUUUAUUUCUCUGUUGGGCUUUGUUGUUUAUUUAUUUAUUUAUUUCUCUGCUGGGCUGUGUUGUUUAUUUAUUCUCUGCUGUUGUUCGGCUGGUUGUCUCCUGUUUCCAUCUUCUGUUUAUGUGAACCCAUUGUGAUCAAUAUGAAUGUGAACCAUGGCUCUUUGUCAUUUAGAGAUCAUCAGGUUACAUAACAAUGUAAAUACAGACAGCAUUGCAGAUGUAAAUACCCACAUUUUGCAUAAAACGUGCAGCAGGCCUGCGACCUUGACAGGGAAGAGGAGCUGCUGUUUAGUUUCCUCAGAUUUGCCUAAAAAAGUCAAUAAUAUGAGGAGAGUUUACUCGACACACACAGUCUGCAGAGCAGCACGAUGAUGAAGAGCAUCUUACUGGUUGUCUUGUGUCUCUCAGGUCAGUGAAUUCUUGAACAUUUCUGAUGUCUGUCUGCUUAUUAUAGUGAAAUAAUGAAUAAGUCUCAGGAGCUGUCCUCACAAAUACAGUGAUUAGAAAAGUUUUAAACAUGUUGUCUCACUGGGACCAUUGACCAGUCUGCCAGUGGAGGAAGACUUCAGAUCCUUUACUUCAGUAAAAGAAAUGUCAAAAAUACUCUGUUCAUUUAAAAUCCUACUGAAGUAAAAGUACAGAAGUAUCAUGAGCAAAAUGUGUGUAAAAGUCACAGAACCUCUCUGAAUGUUAUUAAUGACACUAAUAGAUUUUUAUGACUGUGUCAGCAGACAUUUAUCUUUCUGAGCAAACAGCUAAAUCAUUGAACCCAGUGGUUCCCAACCCAGGGGUCAUGGCCCUCCAGUUAAAUGUGAGGGGACAUGAGAUGAUUAAUGGGAAACAGGUGAAUUCAUUGAGAACUGUAUUUCUUUGGCUCUAACAGUUGAAAUCAAACCUUGUGAGCGGUUUAGAGGGGAAAUGCCUCUUUGAUGGAACUGCUGACAACUCACAGACAUCUGAAAGGUGACAAAGGGCCCCAACUACUUUUCUGUUAGGGCCUCAAUCCAUAAAUGUGGGAACCGCUGGUUAAAUACUGAACAGUGUAUUUUAUUUUCAAUCCGUCAACACAUUAAAACCAUGUGUAAUGUUAACAGAUUGUGGAUUCAACAUGUAACCAAUCAGGCACUUGUUCUCUUCACAGGCUGGGACCCCUCCUCCUGCCUCCUCCAUCAGUACCACUCUGUUCCUGAUCGUAUGAGCUGGACUGAAGCUCAGACCUACUGCAGACAGAAAUACACAGACCUGGCCACCAUCGAAAACACUGAAGAAGUUAACAAAGUUAUUAACACAGUUCCAUCUUCUGGUAAUCACAUGGCGGUCUGGAUUGGCGUGUACGUUAAUCUGAACUGGAGGUGGUCAGACGGCUACACAGGGACGGGAGCUGACUAUGUGACGUCCAUAUAUGUUAAUCCAGUUCUAAACUCUGAGCCCAAUACCUCCUGUGUUUUAGGUGGAUCAACAUGGCAGACUAGUAACUGUAAACUGGGAUAUCCAUUCAUCUGUAAUAAUGGAACACAGCUGGAUCCUGAAUUUGUUUAUGUGAGUCAAACAUUGAGUUGGUUAAGCGCUCAGAGGUACUGCAGGGAGAACUUCAUGGACCUGGCCACUGUGAGGAACGACACUGAGAGCCAGAAGGUCCAGAGCCUGAUACCGAGUGAAAAAAAGGCAUGGAUUGGUUUGUUCGGAGAUCCUCACACUUACUGGUCUGAUGGGAGUAACUCCUCAUUCAGAUUCUGGUACACAGGUUCACAGGAAAUUGACUGGAAGAGUGUCGCAUGUGGUCUUUCAGAUGUGGACAAUAGAGGAAAAUGGCUUUUACUUCCCUGUAACAAUAGAUACGCAUUUGUCUGCUACAGCGUCCCUGUAAUGAAACGGGCAGUGAAGCUGAGGAUGAAGCUGGAGGACUCCUCUGUGGAUCUGAACGACCCUGCUGUGAAAGCAGACCUGCUGAAAAAGCUCCAGGACAAGCUGCAGCAGAAAGGAGAGGGUGGAGUCACCCUGAAGUGGAGAGAGCAGCCUGAUGGGAAAGUCUUCCACAAAGAGGAAGAUGAGCUCUGAAAGUGAAAUCCAACUUGUGUUUCUCUGUAAUCCUUGGUGAAUGUUGAUAUUCUACCUGCUAAUUCACACUAAGAUCAGUGUCUGAAGAGCUAAACCAGAACCCUGAAUCCAUCCUGUAGACCUGUAGUCAUAGGAGGGUUUGUCCCUCAUCAGCAAUGUUACUGAGUGAAGUGUCUUCAAAAUAAAAACAUAAAUGAGACGUGGC